CUCAUUUGACGUGCGUGUCACAAAUCUCUCUUUUACUUCCGUCGCUUGCGCUUGUGCAUACAAAAUGGGAAAGCCGCGAGGUCUCCGGACUGCUAGGAAACAUGUGAACCACCGUCGUGACCAGCGAUGGGCGGACAAGGACUACAAGAAGGCUCACUUGGGCACACGCUGGAAGGCCAAUCCCUUCGGCGGCGCGUCUCACGCCAAGGGAAUUGUCCUGGAGAAAGUCGGUGUCGAAGCUAAGCAGCCCAAUUCUGCCAUCCGGAAGUGCGUUCGUGUCCAGUUGAUCAAGAAUGGCAAGAAGAUCACGGCGUUCGUGCCGCGCGACGGCAGCUUGAACUACAUUGAGGAGAACGAUGAGGUCCUGGUGGCCGGAUUCGGACGCAAAGGUCACGCUGUGGGCGACAUUCCCGGCGUCCGCUUCAAGGUGGUGAAAGUGGCGAACGUGUCACUGCUGGCGCUCUACAAGGAGAAGAAGGAGCGGCCACGAUCAUAAGUUAUAAGGAGGAAAGCCCGAGACGCGUUAAUAAAUGUGGAAGAAGAAAA
Phlebotomus argentipes is the source of this 546-nucleotide messenger RNA. It is a transcript of the gene RpS23, whose product is annotated as small ribosomal subunit protein uS12. Gene Ontology annotation, biological process: translation. Lineage: Eukaryota; Metazoa; Arthropoda; Insecta; Diptera; Psychodidae. The record is from RefSeq and is a predicted model, not a curated record. Gene Ontology annotation, molecular function: structural constituent of ribosome. The coding region runs from base 65 to 496 and encodes 143 amino acids. Gene Ontology annotation, cellular component: ribosome; cytosolic small ribosomal subunit. The transcript has 4 exons.